UAAUAAUGUCUCAGUCCUCUAGGAGGUGUACCAGGUUGUAUAAACAUUGAAAUAACGUCUCUGUCCUCCAGGAGAAGGUGUACCAGGUUGUAUAAACGUAAUAACGUCUGUCGUCCAGGAGAAGGUGUACCAUGUUGUAUAAACGUUGAAAUAACGUCUCUGUCCUCCAGGAGAAGGUGUACCAGGAGAAGGAGAAGAAGACAGAGAAGAAUGAGUACUUCCAGACCCAGUGGAGAAAACACGUAGAGAAGGUCACCAUCCCUCCUAAACAGACUCCCGUCUACCUGGCCGUCAGCAAGGGCCCGAGCAAGGAGAAGAAGCACAGGAACGGUCUGCUGCGAGCGGUGACAGGUAACUUCCACCGUGCCUCUCCUCUCGCCCCGUCCGGCACCGUCGCCUCGUCCUCCAUGGAAUACCUAGAGAUCCACCCCCUCUUCCCCCGCACGUCCCAGCCAACCAGGCACCUAGAAACCCUCCAGGCAGCCAAUACCAGCCCUGACCACAUCCCCGCCCCCCCGGCUCCGUCUCCAAUCGGCAUGCACUCCUACGACUCCCUCGCCAAAGCUGAGACAAUCGACGACGUCGUGGUCCCCGCCUCGGCCACACCCUGGUACAAACUGACCAAUGGGACCUUCUCUCCUCCGCGACACGUCUCAGCCUUCCACCCUGAUUCGUCCUACCUAAAAAAGGCGACUAUCCCCAGCCCCCCCGUCCUCAUCGUCAACCCCCAGCCAAAAAACUCCUCCUCUAACUCGGGUGACAACCCCCCUAGUAUCUUCGGCAGCCCCCCGGGAGGUUCUGCCUUCUCCCCGCCCAAAUCAGCCUUCAGUCCCCUCAACCCAUCCUCUGCGUUCAGUCCUCCGUCCGCCGGGGGCAGCGUUGAGCCAGACAGCCCCCAGCACAGCAAGUUCCCUUCUAUGGGCAUCGGUCAGAUCCUGAAGAAGAAGGGUCCCUUCCAGCCGUUCAGUUUCAGGGCGGAGCAAGCGGUGGAGGAGGAUCUGGUGUCUCCGCCCCCGUACCACAUGCAGACGCUGCUCUGCGCCUCCGGGGCGCUCAAGACCCUCUGCUGAAGCAUUGUGGGUAGCGGUACAAAGAUGAUGAUGUGGCUCUGGUCCAAAGUAGUGCACUGUGAAACGAGGGGAUAGGGUGGGGUCGUUUUUGAGUUCACUCCUGAGCAGCCUUGGAUUUCGUCCUCUGCGGAGGCAGUCGCCAUGACAACACUACGACUCUAGAGACCCUCUUGGUAUCACAGAGAUAAACUAUUGUAAUAAUAGUAAUUAAUGCAUUAAACAUUAAAGACAGAGAAAGAUUAAGGUGGAUAAAAUGCCACGUUGUCAACGAGUGUUUCGGCUGACUAAAGGCCUUUGUUGUGACACCGGUGACUGGAACACAUGACCAACCAAGCUCCACAGUGUUACCUGUCAUUGUUGUAUAUUGUGCUGUGAGAGAGAGCUGAGUGACAACACACACACACAGAG
Molecule: messenger RNA, 1478 nt
Organism: Oncorhynchus gorbuscha (pink salmon)
Lineage: Eukaryota; Metazoa; Chordata; Actinopteri; Salmoniformes; Salmonidae
Product: pollen-specific leucine-rich repeat extensin-like protein 2
Exons: 2
Coding region: 408-1070 (220 amino acids)
Source: RefSeq, a predicted model, not a curated record